Messenger RNA from Lacerta agilis (Sand lizard), 1043 nucleotides. RefSeq names its product olfactory receptor 10A7-like. Gene Ontology annotation, molecular function: olfactory receptor activity; G protein-coupled receptor activity. Gene Ontology annotation, biological process: G protein-coupled receptor signaling pathway. NCBI's taxonomy places the organism in Eukaryota, Metazoa, Chordata, Lepidosauria, Squamata, Lacertidae. The record is from RefSeq and is a predicted model, not a curated record. The coding region runs from base 105 to 1043 and encodes 312 amino acids. Gene Ontology annotation, cellular component: membrane. The transcript has a single exon.
CGAGUGUGUGUAGACUCUCUUCAUGGGCGUAGCUAUAGGGGCUGUCAAGAUGAGUUCUUGCACUUUUGACCACUAAACCACUAUUGCUCUUCCUACAGAAAAGUAUGGAAAUGGAAAACAUAACCGUCAUCACAGAAUUCGUUCUCUUAGGGUUCCCUCUCUCCCCACUGGCCGAAGUCUUCCUCUUCAUUAUAUUCCUCGUGAUCUACGCCGUAACUCUGAUUGGAAACAUUGCUGUAAUCACUUUGACCAGCCUGGAUCCCCACCUUCAAAUGCCCAUGUACUUCUUCCUCUGCAACCUGGCAGUCUUGAAUAUCAUUUGCACUUCGGCCGUUGUCCCCAAAAUGCUCAUGAACUUCUUGGUGACAAGGAAGUCCAUCUCAGCCAAGUUGUGCGAGGCUCAGAUGUAUAUCACGCUGUUCCUAGGGGCGGCAGAAUGUAUCUUCCUUGCCGUGAUGGCGAUCGACCGAUACGUCGCCAUCUGCCACCCGUUGCGCUACUCUGUUCUAAUGAACAAAUCGGUUUGUAUCGGCAUGGCUGCUGGGUCUUGGCUCAGCACCUUCCUGGGGUCAGUGGUUCCACUCAUCGUCCUGAAGCUCCCUCUCUGCGGCUCCAACGUCAUUGACCACUAUUUCUGUGAAGUCCCAGCCAUGCUUCAGCUGGUGUGCGCUGACACAUCUGUGAGCGAGAGUGCAAUGUACAUGGGGGGCAUAGCGACGGAGAUCAUCCCCUUUCUCUUGAUUGUACUCUCCUACAUACGCAUCAUUAUUGCCAUACUGCGACUCGCGUCUGCCGACAGCAGGCAGAAAGCUUUCUCCACCUGCUCAGCGCACCUGACAGUGGUGACUAUCUUCUACACGACUGCCAUGCUCAUGUACAUGCGGUCGAAGGGGCAGCGCACACCAGAAGAGGACAAGGCCAUCUCAGUCUUCUAUACUAUCAUCAACCCCAUGUUAAACCCAAUCAUAUACAGCCUGCGCAAUAAAGAUGUCAAAGAAGCCUUGAUGAGAGUCCUAGGACGAAGCAAAAUGGCCGAGGUUUAA